UAAGUCUUUCGUUCGGACAGCACAUUCUUUUUUCUAACUGGCCGAUUACUGCCAGUUGUGUGUAAGUGUGAGUGUAAAUCCGUCUUUUAUGUGUCUAAGAGUGCUUAGCCAAAAAAAUGCAGCCCAAGGACCUCGGCAGGUGUCUAUGGAAACUGUUGCAAUUGUUGUUCAAAUAUAAACAAACGAUAUGUGAGUGCUUAACAGCCAUAGUGUGUGUGUUUGUGUGCUAAGCUAGCCGGCUAACGGUAUAUAUGGACUGAUGAUUGGUGAUAAAGUACCAGGCCUGGCCAUAAGAGCUGGAACCGGUUGUCGUCAGUCGGUUCAUAACAUUCUUCGGGCACGCAAUCCAAUAGUUGGGCAGUAAUUCCCAAAAAAGCACAGAAGUCAGUACAGAAACAAAGAUUUUGGAUUCAUUAGAAUGCAGCGAUGCUAUUGUGGCUCGAUGAGCUCGGCGGCGGUGCAGCAUCAACAAAAUUGCUUGCCCUUGCAACAGCAGCAGCAUCUCCGCCAGACGCAUCCACGUGGCGAUCUUAUGUCUGUCACAUCGUCGUCGCGACAAAGUCUUCGGCCCACCCAGUUUGUGAAGCGACCAAGCCUCAAAAGUGCACCCACAUAUGGUUUAGGGCACUCCAAUACUGGACUGGGCAAUGACUUUAGUCGACGGAAUUCGGCGGCGACAACGGUGAGUCACUGUUCCAGCUGCAGUUGCAGCUCCGCCCAGCAACGCCAACAGAGUCGGGCCAAAGUGCUGAGAUGGGGCUGGGAAAAAACAGGAGGUGUUGACACCAGCAACAAAGGCUUCAUCACCGGCAGCACCAGAAACAACAACAACUACGAUAAGUACACGGAGAAUCGACGUAUCUACGAACAGAGCGCAUGCGUUGCCAGUCGUCAGAUGAGCCAAGGUCAGGGUCAGGUUCAUAGUUCCAGCUCAGCGUCAUCACCACGCCCAGGGCCCAGCCCAAUAAAUAAACAUUCUACAGACGAGCUGCAACAGCUUCGAGCCCUGCAGCAGUUCCGGCUCUCGAACGUAAGCGAUUGCUUCAGCGAUGGCCGCCAGGAUGAAUUGCGUCUGCAGCAGGCCUAUGAUAAGUUGAGUGGCCACAAAAUGGACAAGUGGAACAAGAACCGGGCGAACGAGAGCCGACAACAGGAAAUGAACGAUACAACCACGCCCUACGCCUUACGUCAGAAGUUGCUGCAACUGAGAUUGCAGGAGGAGCAGAAAAGUGGCAGAGGGACGGGUGCUGUUUGUGCCCCUCUGGAGAAAAGUUGCGCCUUGAGAUACAAUUGACGAAGGGAUAAUUGAAAAAUAAAUAUUUAGUAAUAUGAGUAAAGAUACAUUUUAAGAGCUAUAGUAAAAACUAAGAAUUAUCAGGGAACAAUGUAUUAAAUAAAAAAAUUACUGUUAAAGAUCGAGACUAAAUAAACCAAUAAAAAAUAAUUGUUUUUUCUCAAUCAUAAAUUAUAUUUUUAAAAUAAAACUCCAUGUAUUUUUUUAUUGCUAGUAUUUAUUUCAUUUUCCUUUUAAUAAAACAGUGCUAUUUUGUUACAAGUGCUUCAUCAUUGUGUUCUCUUUGUUUAAUGUUUACUUUUUGCUUAAUUUUUUUUUAUUCCGUUUUUUUUUAUUUGUUUAAUUUUUUUUUGUUGGGCUUUCACAUUCUUGCAAUUUUAGUUUUAUGUUUUUGCUGCUGAAUGAAUUAACGUGUUAUUCCCCUUUGUCUUUUUAAAUUUAUCCUUCAAAAUUAAUUACAUUCUGACUUUCUUCGUUUUUUUUUUGUUUUUUGCAUUAUGCGAUAUUAUGUUUUAAAUUUCUUAAAUGUCUUGUGUGGGGUUUGCAAACAGCCGAUCUCGUACUGAAUCGCGAUAUUUCAAUUACAUAUAUAGUCGUAAAUAUACGUUGAAUUCAUUACAACAUUUAACAGAGUACUAGAGUGUGAAUUAGACGAGGACUCGCUUUGGGUUUCGUAUUUCAUAUUCGUUUCAGCAUUUUGCUUUUGUUUUUGUUUUGGUUUUGGUUUUUCCAUAGGUUACGCGAUUGUUUUUUUAGUAAGGUUUGGUUUGGUUGGCUGAGGGGCGGGCGAGG
Drosophila ananassae is the source of this 2086-nucleotide messenger RNA. RefSeq lists its product as uncharacterized. Bases 419 to 1294 code for a protein of 291 amino acids. The record is from RefSeq and is a predicted model, not a curated record. The transcript has a single exon. NCBI's taxonomy places the organism in Eukaryota, Metazoa, Arthropoda, Insecta, Diptera, Drosophilidae.